This is a messenger RNA of Sus scrofa (pig), 1498 nucleotides long. Lineage: Eukaryota; Metazoa; Chordata; Mammalia; Artiodactyla; Suidae. The record is from RefSeq and is a predicted model, not a curated record.
UUCAGGGUGCUGGCGGCCAAGUGCUUCCUUUAACAAGAUGGCGGCGGGAAGUAGUGCCGCUGGCGGUGCGCGCUGCUCAAAAAGCGAGGCCGACUCUGGCUUCCUGGGGCUGCGGCCCACUUCGGUGGACCCAGCCUUGAGGCGGCGGCGGCGAGGCCCAAGAAAUAAGAAGCGGGGGUGGCGGCGGCUCGCUCAGGAGCCGCUGGGACUGGAGGUCGACCAGUUCCUGGAGGACGUGCGGCUGCAGGAGCGCACGAGCGGUGGCUUGAUAUCAGAGGCCCCGGAUGAAAAACUCUUCUUCGUGGACACUGGCUCCAAGAAUAAAGAGCUGAACAGGAAGAGGACCAGAAGCCAGAAGAGGUCCCUGCUUCUCAAGAAACCCCUUCGGAUCGACCUCGUCCUAGAGAACACAUCCAAGGUCCCUGCCCCCAAAGACGUCCUUGCCCACCAGGUCCCCAAUGCCAAGAAGCUCCGGCGGAAGGAGCAGCUAUGGGAGAAGCUGGCCAAGCAGGGCGAGCUGCCCCGGGAGGUGCGCAGGGCGCAGGCCCGGCUCCUCAACCCUCCUGCGGCCAGAGCCAAGCCUGGGCCCCAGGAUGCCGCCGGGCGUCCCUUCUAUGACCUCUGGGCCAAAGACAACCCGCUGGAUGGGCCCCUGGAAGGCCAGGACGCGUUCUUCCUGGAGCAGACCAAGAAGAAGGGGUGAAGGUGGGUGGGACGGCCUCAGCAUCUCCACACCAAGCCCUCCCAGGCGCCUGCUGUGGAGGUGACCCCCGCGGGAGCCUCCUACAACCCGUCCUUUGAGGACCACCAGACUCUGCUCCGUGCGGCCCAUGAGGUAGAGCUGCAGCGGCAGAAAGAGGUGGAGAAGCUGGAGCGGCAGCUGGCCCUGCCCCCAGCCGAGCAGGCCGCCACCCAGGAGUCCGCCUUCCAGGAGAUGUGCCAGGGGCUGCUGGAGGAGUCGGACGGGGAGGGGGAGCUGGCCGAGGGCCAGGACCGGGGGCUGGAGGCUGGAGGAGACCAGGCCGAAGGAGCAGAGGCCUCGCCAGCCGUCCGCCUGGCCUCCUUGGAGAAGAAGACGGAGCAGCAGCGGCGGCGGGAAAAGGCCGCCCGGAUGCUGAGAGCACAGCAGGCCGCGGUGCGGGCCGCCCGGCUCCGGCACCAGGAGCUCUUCAGGCUGCGUGGGAUCAAGGCGCAGGUGGCACGGCGGCUGGCGGAGUUGGCACGGCGCCGGGAGCGGCGGCAGGCGCAGAGGCUGGUGGAGGCCGACAAGCCCCGCCGGCUGGGGCGGCUCAAGUAUCAGGACCCCGACAUUGACGUGCAGCUCAGCUCCGAGCUGUCUGACUCGCUCCGGACCCUGAAGCCCGAGGGCAACAUCCUCCGGGACCGGUUCAAGAGCUUCCAGCGGAGAAACAUGAUCGAGCCUCGCGAGCGCGCCAAGUUCAAGCGCAAGUACAAAGUGAAGCUGGUGGAGAAGCGGGCCUUCCGGGAGAUCCAGUGA